UUAGGAAUGGAGUUUGGUAGGAGUACAAGGAUUAAAAAUAAUCGAGGAUCGCCUCAGCCGGGUUAUGCGAGGAAACUUCUUAAGGCAUUUAUGAGCAGAAAUAAGAAGCGAUUUAAUAACUUAAGUGCUGAAAAUGAGAGUAUGCAACUACCUCGAAUCGAUAAAAGUUUUAUUCAAAAAAGACAAGAAUCAAGAGAAAGGUACCAAUCAAGGGAAAGCAAGCUUAAAAUCUUAAAUUCUCAAGAUGAAGAAAUGGUGAUCCAGUCCUCUUCUAAACCUGGAAUUAAGAUAACCAACAUCAAUAACCCUAGUAGAAGUAAAAUCAAUGAUCUUCUUAAAAGAAGAAGCCGGCAGACUUCUAAUAUCCUUGAUAUCAUCUAUAACAAGGAUUACUCUGACUCUUGCUCCAACCCAGCAGCAUCACCGCCAUUAAGCAAAGGAAGAAAUGAGAAGUUCUUUCCAAAAUUGACCAAACUUGGGUCACCUAAAAUUUCGGAAUUUCUUCAAGAGUCUUUUUCUAAUAAAGUCAGGGUCAGUUGAAAUAUCACAAAGGAUUUCCUCAGGAAUAAUAUUCCUGAAUUUGGUGUGAAGAGAGGUAAAAGGGUCAGAUUUGAAGAAUCAGAAGGGAGAAAGAUCACCUCAAGUUUUGCCGAAUUUUCCAGGAAAGAUGGCUUAAGAAGAGGAAUUCAUCACCCAUACCGAAACAAAAAGAAGCUUUCGGUGAACUUCUCACUCCCUCGAUAACUAAAUAAAAGGCUGUUGUG
Moneuplotes crassus is the source of this 764-nucleotide messenger RNA. The record is from the annotation of a GenBank genome assembly. Lineage: Eukaryota; Ciliophora; Spirotrichea; Euplotida; Euplotidae.